Molecule: messenger RNA, 633 nt
Organism: Acytostelium subglobosum LB1
Lineage: Eukaryota; Evosea; Eumycetozoa; Acytosteliales; Acytosteliaceae
Exons: 3
Coding region: 1-633 (210 amino acids)
Biological process (GO): vesicle-mediated transport
Cellular component (GO): membrane
Source: RefSeq, a predicted model, not a curated record
AUGUCUACAACAUCCACCAACAGUUAUAGUCUUGAUAAUCUUGACUUUAAGACAAAUCAGUCAUUCUUGAGUACGGCAUCGAAUGCUCCAUCUCAAUAUUGGAAUGACUUGAGUCAGUCGGGCGAGGGCAUGAUGUCCAAGAUCUCUGGCAAGAUAUCAGGUGCUGUAGGUGGUACAAAGAAAGAGGAGCCAACCUUUUACGAAGAGGUACAACAACAGACUUCAUUCUCAUAUAUGCAACGUAUCAUUAUAUUCGUUAUAACAUUGGGAUUGGGCAUUGCCUUCAUUGCCAUGUCAACAUUCUUCAUAUUUGCACCAAAGACAUUCGCCAAGUUGUAUACACUUGGUAGUCUUUGUGUCAUUCUAGGCCUUGUGAUAUUGGUCGGUGUAAAGAAACAACUUGAGAACAUCACAUCAUCUAAAGAGCGUCUAUACUCAUCGCUUAUCUACUUAUGUUCAAUCUUUGGUACUCUAUAUUGUGCACUGAGUCUUCAAUCAACUAUAUUAACAAUGAUGAUGGUUAUAUUCCAGUUCGUGGCAGUCAUAUGGUAUUCAUUGUCUUAUAUUCCAUUUGGACAGGCACUGAUACAAAAGGUUACUGGUGGACUAUUAUCAUACUUUGUAUCAUCUUGA